Molecule: messenger RNA, 996 nt
Organism: Lutzomyia longipalpis
Lineage: Eukaryota; Metazoa; Arthropoda; Insecta; Diptera; Psychodidae
Product: putative gustatory receptor 59f
Exons: 3
Coding region: 1-996 (331 amino acids)
Biological process (GO): sensory perception of taste
Cellular component (GO): dendrite; membrane; axon
Source: RefSeq, a predicted model, not a curated record
AUGGAUGUAAUUCAGAGAGCUCUCUACAUGGGGGAGUAUGUCUUUGGAACGAUCAAUGUGAUCAUUAUAAUUCUGGGAUGUCAGUGGCAGAGAUUGCAGUAUGGGUAUCACAUGAGAAGGGUCGUGGAUGUUGCUCUGCGGCUUCAUCGUUUUGGAUUCACGCCCAAAUUUGAAGAGCUCAAAAUCUUCUUUCGUCGAUGGAUCUUCAUAUUUGGGAUCUUCUUCAUCAUUGUUGGCUUCAUCGAUCUCAUGUACAAUGAAAUUAUUCCAAAAAGCUUCUUCAGAAGUACAACUGUCUAUACAAUCCCCAAUGUGAUUAGCUGCUUGGCAAUCCUACAACUUGCUGGUUUACUCUUCUUGCAUCGAUCCAUGAUUGCUUUUAUAAAUGAUCAUCUCAUGGAUCUCGAUGGGGUGUCUCCUGUUACUCCAACGAGUAUCACCUUCACCAUGGAAGCCAUUGAAACAAUUGAAUCCUUGCGGAAAAUUCAUCGCGAUAUUGCUCAUAUGGCCGAAGUGAUCAUCUCCAAUUUUGGGAUUCUCAUCUUGACCACCUUCACGGCGUGCUUUCUUAUUUUAAGCAUCCAACUAUUUGCGCUCUAUCAGAUGUUUGAUAAUUACGAAAACACCAAUUUCUUCCUGCUAACUUACACAUUUCUCUGGAUUUUCCUACAUGGCGGGAAAAUUGUCCUUAUUGUGUAUUUCAGCUCUUGCUUAGCAAAGGAAAAGCUCCGCACGGGUAUGGUACUACAUCACAUGGAGAUUAGGAGACAAUUUCAGACAGAUGCCCUUCGGAAUGUCAUCAAUAAGUUCUCCCUACAAAUCCUCCAUGAAUCUAAGUAUCUCUCAGCCUGUGGAAUAAUUGAUCUUGAUCUUAGUCUUCUCAGUACGAUAACAGGCUCUCUAACAACCUACCUUGUGAUCCUUAUUCAAUUUGAUGUAUCAGCUAAGCAAAUGAAGAGUUGCAAUGUACCGAGCGAUGGGACGAAUUUUGCAUAA